Molecule: messenger RNA, 6775 nt
Organism: Lingula anatina
Lineage: Eukaryota; Metazoa; Brachiopoda; Lingulata; Lingulida; Lingulidae
Product: bridge-like lipid transfer protein family member 3B
Source: RefSeq, a predicted model, not a curated record
UUCUCUAAAUCGGGUUAACACAGGGAAGGAUACCACUCCGAAAGAUGUAUGAUUAGGUCACUCGUGUUGAAUAAUCAUGUGUUGAAUAAUCAUGUAUAAUGGAAAAAUACGAGUGAAGAACUGCGGGUACAUGUUGCAGUGCUCGUCGCACGUUAGAAAAAUAACAACAACAGAGCAUUCAGCAGAAAUGAUUGCUUUAGUGGUGAUUGGUUAAAAUAGUGCGUCGCCAUUAUGCCAUUGAACAUCGUUGAAGAUGGGAUGAAAACAAGAGAAAGAACAAAACUGCGUUAAAUGCUGUCAUAAGUACUCAAACAGAGGAAUGGCGUCACUGAUCAAGAACCAGAUCCUUAAACAUCUCUCAAAGUUUACCAAGAAUCUAUCAGCAGAUAAGAUUAACCUGAGCACAUUCAAGGGAGAAGGUGAGCUCACCAACCUAGAACUCAAUGAGAAUGUAUUAAUGGAGCUGCUGGAUCUUCCAACAUGGUUAAGGCUUAGCAAAGCUGUGUGCAACCGGGUGUCAAUCAGGAUUCAUUGGACAAAACUGAAGAGUCAACCCAUCUGUCUUUAUCUAGAUGAGGUGGUAGUAGAGAUGGAGACCUGUGAUGAGCCAAGGAAACCACAGAACCUGGAUGGCAUGCCAAGCUACAGCUCUGGAGGCAAAUAUGGUUUUUUGGACAAAGUGGUGGAUGGAAUGUUUGUAUCAGUGAAUUCUGUCCUUGUAAACUUUAAGGCACAUGCCUUUCAUGGUUCUAUUCAAAUGUCAAGAAUCCGAGUUGAGAGUAAGAAUCCAUUAUGGCGUCAGGUCAGUGACAUUCGCCAGGGCCGAAUAAAAGACCAAGACCGUGGUCUCCUGUUGCUGUUCAAAGAAGUGGAGUGGCAGACGUUACGUAUCGAAGCCAGUGCUCUCUCCUCACAUGACCCAGAUUUGGCCAGCACUCCUCUCAGACUCAUCACAAAUCAGUCCAAGAUAAGAAUUACUGUAAAGAAGACACUGUCAGACUGCAGUAUAGUUUCCUCUAAAGUUCAGCUAAUUUUGGAUGACUUACUGUGGGUGCUGACUGACUCCCAACUGAAAGCAGUCAUUCUGUAUGGGAAGUCCUUGAAAGAAGUGCUCCAAAAAUCUGCAGAUCAAAGUAAAGAAAGUGCACUCGAAAAACUACAGAAACAAGGUCACAUUCAAGGCUCAAAGGAAGAUAAUAUUAAGCUACAGCAGCAACAUCAACAACAACAACAACAAGAAAAGCAUUCCAGUAAACAUUUGGAGUUCAGAAAGUUUUUUGAUAAGUAUGAUGUGAUUGAGACAUCUUAUCACAUAUUCUUGGGGAGGAUAGACCUACAUUUGUGCAAUGAAUUCAGCCAUAGCAAUGAGGGGUCAUCUUGUCCAGGCAAGAGCAGUCUCCUUGAUGGCGGUGCCAUGCAGAUAACACUACACAGGAUAUCUUUGGACCACUAUCCUUUCCAUCCCUCCAGCAAUGAAAGGAAGCAUUUUGUGAAGUUCAAUGAUGACUUACAAGCUCGGAAUGAGUGGACACAAGUCCUCCUGAACAGAUUCAGAGAAGAACUCCGGGAGAUUACAAAGCAGAGCCCACCUGUUUCACCCUUUCACACAAGCAAUGCUCCGAAGGCAGCUAAUCACUCUCAGUCUACCCAAGAUCAAUAUAAUUCACCCAGAGCUCAAGGUCAUAAAAGCCAUGGACAAAAAGUGCAAUCAGCAACCAAACUGCAACCACAGAAACCAGCCAAACUGCUAGAGAGCUGUUUUAUCUUCAGAAUGGAGGAUUUUAUAUUAUAUAAAGUUUCUACUUCUUCUGACAACAAGAAGGCAGGACCAAAAAAGUUUUUCUGCUCUGACAAGAAAUCCCUUCACCUGCCUCCUGAAAUGUCAUCUAUUCAUGUAGAGUAUACAAGUUACUAUUUUCCUCAAGGAGUAGACUACCCAGUGCCUAGUUCCAAUCUGUUUGUAAAGGUGACACCCUUCCAGUUGACUGUGGACUACAGGACAAUAUUGUGGUUGAAUGCUUUCAUGCUAAGUUUAGCUCAUACUGCUGAUAUAGAAAUAGAAGAUGGACCAAAGGAGCAUGUGGAUAUCAGAAUAGACCUACUGAUGCCAAAGCUGAUCUUGCCAGCUGAGAAAUCAGUAGAAGACCAGCCAGAUCGUCCUGACAGCCUACACAUCCAUGCUUCCAGGAUGAUCAUCACCAAUGUGGAGGACAAUGACAAGGCCACACUCUCACACCUGGAUCAACUGGUGAAGAAACAAACUAGUGCCAAACUCUUCUGCUCAACAGGCUUUCCAAACAUGAAAGAGGAUCUGGAGUCAUUGCCAGACAUCUAUGCAACACAUGUCUCAAAGAAACAUGGUGUCUAUCUUAACCCUUUACCAGUUUUAAAUGGAGUCAGUACAGAUGCCAAGUUGGGUAAGGCUGAUGAGAACUCUCCACUGAAAGGUGCCCCACUGCUUCGGCUACUGGGGACUAAUGCCUUGAAACAUGAUGGAACCAAGGACGUAUGGUGUGCAGUGAUUGAGCAACUGUGGCUGGACUUUGGUGGCGUCCAGGUGUCAAAGCACAGGCCGGUCCCCUUUGUGGAGUCCUUCCCGCUGACAUUAUGGGUUGCCUUACCACUCCUUAGCAAUGGUACGGGAAAUAGAACUGAAACUGAGAAGAAGACUUGUAAUAAUAACGGUGUCCUUGAGAUGAAUACUACUCAGGAAAGUCAUUCACCAGAUAAGAAUGAUAGGUUAAGUGAUGUGAAUAUAAUUGUUGAUACUGCAGACAAAGUGUGUGUUCAGCUCAAUCACUAUCAGUUUCUGUUCCUGAUGAGACUGAUUGAGUCAGUGACAGAAUUACAGAAAAAAUUGGAAGAGGAUACAAUCAGCAUUAUGCAGAAGGAGAUAGAGGCCAAAAAGAUAUGUGUUGGUCUCGUCUUGCCCGAAUUAGAGCUCGCUCUUGUGUUUCCCCCUGUGCAGACAUUGGUGCCAAACAUUUCUCGUGAAGGGACAGAUUCUGAUGAUCUGGGGGAGGUGUCAGGUGAUGGAAUGGCACGGCAAGAAGAAUCAGGAGAAAAUUCUGCCAGCCCAAGGUCUACCAUUCCAACAAGUUCAGAGGAGAAGAAAAUGGACAUUCAGCUCUCACCAGAUGGCAUUGUGAUCAGAUCCCGCAGUGAUACAGACAUUCUGGAAGCUACUGCAAGUGAGAUGUUAAUAGAACAGACUAGGAAAAUAACAUCUGAAGCUUCUGCACAAACCAGUAGUCAAACAAGAGGUCAGACAGAUGUUGAUCUGCUUUUGCAAGUGAAAAAUGAUGGCAGCAUUACUAUGACAAAUGUGCCUCACGAGGUCACCAAGGGGCAGUCUAAAAGUCCAUCGGAUGGACAUAGCUUAGAGAGAGUUCACAGUGACACUGACAUGGUGGAGAAACAAAGCCAGAUCAUGUCCAGAUCACUGACAGAGAAGUACCCAUCUCUGCCUAAACUUUCUGAGAGAUCCAAGAGGCCAUCUGGAUCUUCUUCUGAUGGGAAGAAGUCGGGUAUCCUUUCCCUUCCGAGCUUGGACAGAUUUAGUCGCCUGAAGCAGGGGCUGAUGAAACGCGACUCGGAGGAUGAGGUGGACAGGAUGUCAGUAAGGAGCGGACUGUCUGACGAUGACGAGGACUUUGUGUUGUUGGGGGCAGACACGCUGGAAGAUGAUGUGGACAGUCUGGUGGGGUUUGGUCAGGGAAGGUCAGACACAGCCUCCCAGGACCCAGACACUGCUAGUGUGACCACACUGAGCAGUGUGCAGGACAAGUUGAGAGACCUGGUAUCUGUGACAACAUUCAAUCUGCUGAACACUGAGGUGAUGUUUCAGUCCAGUGGUCAGGACUCUGUAGUGAAGGUCUGUCUUGACCACCUGGUCUCUGCUGUCAAAGGCAAUAUUGUGUUGGAGGAAUUUCAGCAAUCAUUUGCUGCAGGAAGGAAAAAUUUAAGUGAAGUCCCCAGUCAUCCAACAGAUGCCCCUUUCAAACUGAGAAUGGAGAUGGGACCCCAUGCUGAGCGUCUUGCACCCACGGCAGGGGAGAGAGGGUUCCUGCUGCUGAAUGCUAGUGGCUGUGACCUUACCCUUGCAAUGUCCAGUGUAGAAGGGAUGGUCAGUCUGAUAGAGGAUGAAAUUGUCCCCCCGGCCAUGCCCAUGGUCAUUGAUGUCAAUAACAUAACAGUCACUUUAGAGGAUGAUCGUCCCCCUGUCAAUGUGACGUCCCCAGGAGCUGUGCCCCUGGACCUCCAUGUGGAGCAUGCUAUCAUCUCCAGAACACAAGAUGGUGUGUUCCAUAUCAAGGGUGUCCCUCCUGAUCCACAUGGUACAGAGAAGUCAUCAGAUGAACCCAGCUGUCCAGUAAGCCCAUCAAGUCCAGACAUAAGUCUUCAGUUCCUCCAAGCCACUAUCAGCACACUGCAGAAGGAGAAAGAGGCUUUGAAAGAACAGCUCUGUCUUGUACAGUCCAGAGAAGAUGAGGAAGUAAAAAGGGUAAAAGACAAUGCAGCAAAAUCUCUUCAGGAACUGGAAUCGGAAAAUGAGGCAUUGAGGAAACAGUUUGAGAAGAUCUCUUCAUUCACUCAUUCAGGUGGGCUUACUUAUGGUGAUAAUGGCGCGAUGGAGGAGAUGAAACUGGAGAUCGGUGCACUGAAGGGGGAGAGAACUCAGCUGAUGGAACAGCUGGUGGAUCGAAAUGAAGAAAUUGCUAGUAUGCGACAAGAGCGAGAGUCACUUAUGAAGACUUUACAGCAUCUGCAGGAAGAACUGCUGAAAUCAGAACAUCAAAGAACUGGGAAAUAAUAUUCUGAUAUAAAUACAAAGUAAAGUAAUUGAAAAAACUGAUCAUAUGUACAGGUUGCUUUUUUCUUGCAACCAGGCAGCCAUGCUUGCAUAAUUUUAAGUUUUCGCUAUGCUUUGCCAUUUUCAUACCCCUGAUUUGUUGUGCUUACACUGCCCAGCUUUUCAGACACAGAAUAUGAGGCAAAAUGUAACACAAACAGCUGAGAUAGAAUGAUCAAACACGUUUGAAGUUCCUUGAUGUUGAUGUAGCUGCUUAAAAUGUUUUUUUUUUUUUUUUUUUUUUUUUUUUGUGUCCAGAGUAGAUUUACAUGAGAAAGUGGGACUUUGUUAGCCAGAUCUUAGUGCUGUGUUUUAUAUUUGUAUUUUUGCCUGAAAUGAUUUUUUAAUGCUUUGGGUUGCAUUUUAGUGCCAUGUCACUACAUAUGGUUCUAUAUUACAUUGUAUAUACAUUAGGUGCUUUCAUAUGUUAAUUGGGUUGUGGUAGUAUUUCCAUUUUUCAGCAAAGGUGCAUUUCAAAUCUGGUAGACGCAGGUACCCCCACCCCCACCCCCACCCGCCCCCCAAUUACUGGACAUUAGUAUAUGCACUAAUUAAAUUGGGCAGGAAGAUGGCUGAAUUUAUAUUUAUACCAACAUUUUCAUUAAUCGGUUUUAAUUUUCUCAACAACUUGAUGUUCUCUGUGUGUAAUGUUAAUAAGGUUAACGCUUUCUGCCAUUGUAUUAUGUUCCUGAAAGUAUCUGUUUUAUCAAAGUGGAGCUUUCUGUUGCUGUCAGUGAAAUACACCACGUGCUUAUGUCAAAUGUGAGUAUGUGAUAUAUAUGUAUAUGCACAGUAUGAUUAUACACAGAUUAUGUAAUGUGAUCCUGCAAUCUGUAAUAGUUUUAGAAAUAAAUGUGCCUUGUGUUGUCCAUUUAUCCAUAGGGCUGAGUUCUAAAGAAAUGGCUAGUACACAUGCAACCUGUCAGCUUCAGGCAGUGAUUGAUGUAUUUGUGAUACCCAAAUAUGGUGCUGUUUAGUUAAAACCAUUCAUGGUCAAGGGCUGUCUGCAUGGAGUAGAAGCCUCUUUCAAUGCAUUGCAUUGUCCAUAGUUUCCCAUUUAAAAGAUGAAGUACACCAUUUUCAGACUUGUGAUUUUUUAUAUGUAUUAGAACCGGUCAGUAAACACAUAGGUUAGCAUGUGCUAUUUUAACCUAUGAUUAGAUCUUCCUACAUUUGAUACCGUUUACACUGAAAGAAUUGCAUUAAUGUUGUACAGCUCUUCAUUACUUAUUUUCAUCUUUUAAAAAUUUUUUUACAGCAGUGUGCUUCAGUAAUUUCGCAGUGAUAGCUGAUUAGAUUACGAUGAUGCCUGUUAUGUUCUGUGUGACUUCCCGGUCACUUGUCUCUAUGCCAGAUAUACACAGCCUGGUCUGAUAUAAUUCACUGAGAACUGCUGCUUUUUGUUGACGAAAGCAAUAAUUAAAAAGGCUGUGCAAGGACAACUUGAUAAUGGCACAAAGAGUUAUUGUUAAGAUGCUCAUGGCAGCAAAAAGAAAACUGUUAUGGGGAUCAGUGAGUGACAUAAGAUUUCCCUUUACUAUAUCAUGAACACCAAGAUUUUGGUUAUAUUCAUGUUGAAAGGCAAGGGUUCAUAAAUGUUCCCCUUCAUGUACAAACCUAGUAUUUGCAUAUAUUUAAUUAAGUUAAAGAAGACGAUAUAUCAAGAUGCCUAGAUGACAGGUCCGUCAAAAUGUCUUGUGUCAUUGUUUUUUAACGUUAGAUUUUUUAAUUGUCCUUGAACAGAUCACAAGAAAUCUGUUCCAGAUCUUCUUAGGAACUAUGCUCACUCAAUGAGUGCAAUAUUCUGUACAUUAUCUUGUCAUUCAUCUAAUUAUGUUGAUGUUGUUGUAUUGUUCAACAUGUGAGAAUAAACUGAAAUGUGCAACAAAUGAACUAUUAUACCUCACAUUUUUAAAUUGCACC